AUGGCUAAUAACUCUAAUAGUAAUGCAAUAAAAGAAACCAAAAAUAUUCAAAAUAUAACCAAAAUUGAAGAUUUGGAUUUUGAAAAUAUAAAUUUAUUUAGAGGAGAGACACCAACUGAUAUCAAAAAUCAAUGUUUACAGUUAUGUAAGGAUUAUCUGUCGGGUGAAUGGAUUCAACAAACAGUGGACACCAUUACUAUCACACGUAUUAUGGGUGGACUCACUAAUCAAUUAUAUUAUUGCGGUAUUAAUGAACCAAAUCAGACAUCAAAAAUACCACAAGAAGUGGCGGUCAAAUUGUAUGGUAAAAAAUCUAUAAAAAAUAGCGAUAACUAUGAAAGACUUCCCGAUGUUAUCAUUGAUUUGUUGGUAUCUGAAAAUGAACUUGGUCCUAAAGUCUAUGCUAUAUUUGAACAUGGACAAAUUUUAAAAUAUUAUAAGCAUAGACAGUUCAGAAUUGCUGAACAAAGUAAUACCAAACUGGUUGAUGAAGUGUUCCGCAAAUUGGCCCGAAUUCACGCUAUGGAUGUGCCCAUCAAACGUACAAAUAAUCGUUUGGAUCUAAUUUAUGAAUCGUAUAAAUUUGCAUUUGAAGGCAAUUUUGAUAUAAAAACAAUUUUUGAAAAAAACAAUUGUCAAACACUAUUAAAUACUGAUAUUAAAAGUGAAAUUCAGUUUAUUAGAGAUAUAAUAGUAAAAGCCAACAGUCCUACUGUAUUCAAUCACUGUGACUAUAGAUCAAGUAAUUUAUUAGUUACUGAAUCAGCCGAUAAAACUGACGGUCCAAUAGUUGUCUGUGAUUUUGAAUACGGAUCAUACGGUUACAGAGGUUACGACUUUAUAUUAUUGAUACGAGAAUGGGGUCGAAAACCGUUAGAUUUAACUGUUGAUGGAUUCCCUCUUAAAGACUCACAAAUGAAAUCAAUUCUGUGA
This is a messenger RNA of Oppia nitens, 933 nucleotides long. Its product is annotated as choline kinase A2-like. Gene Ontology annotation, biological process: phosphatidylethanolamine biosynthetic process; CDP-choline pathway. Lineage: Eukaryota; Metazoa; Arthropoda; Arachnida; Sarcoptiformes; Oppiidae. The coding region runs from base 1 to 933 and encodes 310 amino acids. The transcript has 3 exons. Gene Ontology annotation, cellular component: cytoplasm. The record is from RefSeq and is a predicted model, not a curated record. Gene Ontology annotation, molecular function: choline kinase activity; ethanolamine kinase activity.